AUGAAUGAUGGAUUGAGUAGAAUCAGACAAACGCUUGUACAUAACAUUUUCCCACCGAGCUUCAUUGGCAACAACCUGAAAUUAAAAUGUGAAGUUGAAGCUACUACUGUAAUCCAAACACUUUACCAUCAUUAUCAUCAUCAUCAUCAUCAUCAUCAUCAUCAUCAUCAUCAUCAUCAUCAUCAUCAUCAUCAUCAUCAUCAUCAUCAUCAUCAUCAUCAUCAUCAUCAUCAUCAUCAUCAUCAUCAUCAUCAUCAUCAUCAUCAUCAUCAUCAUCAUCAUCAUCAUCAUCAUCAUCAUCAUCAUCAUCAUCAAUCAUCAUCAUCAUCAUCAUCAUCAUCAUCAUCAUCAUCAUCAUCAUCAUCAUCAUCAUCAUCAUCAUCAUCAUCAUCAUCAUCAUCAUCAUCAUCAUCAUCAUCAUCAUCAUCAUCAUCAUCAUCAUCAUCAUCAUCAUCAUCAUCAUCAUCAUCAUCAUCAUCAUCAUCAUCAUCAUCAUCAUCAUCAUCAUCAUCAUCAUCAUCAUCAUCAUCAUCAUCAUCAUCAUCAUCAUCAUCAUCAUCAUCAUCAUCAUCAUCAUCAUCAUCAUCAUCAUCAUCAUCAUCAUCAUCAUCAUCAUCAUCAUCAUCAUCAUCAUCAUCAUCAUCAUCAAUAUCAGUCAAACACAUAUUAUUUUCAUUUUCCAGUAAACUUUCUGAACACUAA
Messenger RNA from Schistosoma bovis, 702 nucleotides. Lineage: Eukaryota; Metazoa; Platyhelminthes; Trematoda; Strigeidida; Schistosomatidae. The record is from the annotation of a GenBank genome assembly.